GGCUGCCUCGAUUCCCUCAGUGUCCGUCCGUCUGUCCGUCUGUCCGGCGGGGAGGAACGUGCUGAGCGCUCGGCGACCCGCAGAGCCACCACCCGGAUUCUCUGGGAAUCCUGCAGAUGCAGCAGCUGAAGAGUGUCUGAGAGACGGAAGGUCACGUCCCCAGAUGGAGAAGACAGAGGCCCAGGACCAGCCUGCCCAGGGGGAUGAGGAGAAGGACUCCCCAAAGAGCCACCCAUACUCAGUGGAGACGCCGUACGGCUUCCACUUGGACCUCGACUUCCUCAAGUACGUGGACGACAUUGAGAAGGGCAACACUAUCAGGAGGGUCCCGAUCCGCAGGAGGACCAAGCAGGCCAAGUUCAGCACUUUGCCCAGGAACUUCAGCCUCCCUGACAGCAGCGUGUGCCCUCAGACUGCCCUUCUCCAGCAACGCUGGUCCCCCACGGUGCCCAGGAAGGUGUUCCUGGGUCCACAGGUGCAAACCCAGGCCCCAGCACCUUGGGGCAGCACCCCCCAGGCCUGGGCCGGGGGCAGCGAGCUGAGCAACCCCAGGAAGGCCCUGCUGGUGGAGGCCGAUGGGCAGUGGAAGGACGCAGCGCUUGGCCUUGGCAGUGCCCGGCCCCAGCUCCUGCGGGCGUCCAGCAUGCCAGGCACACUGCUGCCCAGCAGGGCCUUGGAGGGACUCCCUGCACCCCCGGCACCUCCUCCACUCCAGGACACAGGUGGCUCCUGGGACGGUAGCUUCAAGCCUGCAGAGGAGCCUGCAGAUCUCCCCAGCCCUGGCCUAGGAGCAUCAGCCGUGGAGACAGCUGAGGAGCUGGGGGACCUGGUGCUGGGGGUUCCUGAGGAGGCCGAGCGCCCAGCUGGGGAGGUGCAGGCUCCAGAUCGCCUGUCUCCCCCAGGCCCCCCUCCCUCCUUCCAGAGCGCUCCUUUCAUCCCGGAGGACGUGGGGGUUGAGGUCCAGACCUGGGGCCCACAGGUGGGGUCCACGCUGGGCUCCUCCACCCCGAGCCCCCCACCCCUGCCGUCGCCAGUCCCCGAGAGCGAGCUCACACUUGCCGGGAUGGAGCUGAGCAUCAGUGAGCUCCCCCUUCCACCGCCCCCGGAGGUGGCCGUGCGGAGUGUUGGCGUGCGGGUCACCGAGGAGGCCCUGGGGCCAGACGGCAGCCUGGGUCAGCAGCUCUCAGCCCUGCAGCGCGAGCUGGCCAGCCGCACCGAGGAGCUGGCUGCGGUCAGGGCUGCCCUGGAGGCCAGGGAGCAGAGGGUCCGAGAGCUACAGGGCACGGUGGCCCAGCUGGAGGAAAAGCUCACCCAGGAUGCCCAGGCCCGCGCGCACGCCUCAGUGCACACUGGGCCUUUGUGUAUGGACACCUGCGACAAGGGUGUGAGGGCCGCCCUUCUGAGCCCCGCAGACUCUGGACACCGAGGAGCCCUGGGGGAGGAGGGCAGCCUCCUCCGGGUGACAGACAGUGCCCCACCAGGGGAGCAGUGCCCAGCCCAGCUGGCCCUGCCUCGGGGACCGGGAACCAGCCCUGCCUCCCCCAUGUACAGCUGCCCCGCCAUGGAGCUCAGGAUCGAGGAGCCGGCUGGCUCGGGGCAGGAGGGGGACGCGGGCCUGGCUGCAGAGGGCACCUCGGGCAGCGAUGGGGAGGUCGCCCUGGCAGCUGGGGAGGAGGCCGGCCCCGAGCAGCCAGGUGGGCUUCCCGGGUCUCCGGCAGAUGCCGCCCUGGGGCAGUACGUGAGGAAGAUCCAGGAGCUGCUGCAGGAGCAGUGGAGCUGCCUGGAGCACGGCUACCCUGAGCUGGCCAGCGCCCUGCGGCAGCCAGCAUCCAGGCUCAGCAGCAUCCGCGGCCAGCUGCUCAGCUCACUCAGCCUGCUGCUGUCGGCCUAUGCGGCCCAGGGCCCCCAGCAGGAGCCAGCAGGGCACCCGGGCCCCUCCCCGCCGGCCCCCGAGGUCUCCCCGCCGCCCAGCCUUAAAUCCGUAAUGAAAAAGAAAGACUGUGGCUUCGGUGCAGCAGGCAAUGGGGGCAAAAAGAACCUCCAGUUUGUUGGGGUUAACGGUGGCUAUGAGACCACCUCCAGCGAGGAGACCAGCGCAGAGGACAGCUCCCCCGAGGGCCUGUCUGACAGCGAGGCUGGGGAGAACGGCGGUGAUCCAGAGUGCGUGCGGCAUGGGGACGCCCACCCUGAGCAGGGCCACCCUGAGGCCACCCGCAGCACAGGCCGGGGAAGCGCGCCUGCCGAGGGAGCUUCCCAUCCCGAGGCUGAGAGGGACGCACUCGCGCUGUUCUCCAGAUGCAAGCCCUCAGAGGAAUUCCUUCAUGCGUGCCGGGCACUAAGCCAGCACCCGCCGGAAGCCGAGGCCGCUGACCCGCUCCUGAGGCAGAGCUUGAACACCGUCAGCCAAGAGUGGUUCCGCGUGUCCAGCCGGAAGUCGUCCAGCCCCGCCGUGGUGGCUGCCUACCUCCUCGGGGUGCAGCCGCUCUCCCCGCAUCUCCUGAAGCUGCUCGUCAACCUGGCCGAUCGCAACGGGAACACGGCACUGCACUACAGUGUGUCCCACUCCAACUUCCCCAUCGCAAAGCUGCUGCUCGACACAGGUGUCUGUGCUGUGGACCGCCAGAACGAAGCCGGCUACACCGCCGUGAUGAUCACGCCCCUGGCUUCUGCUGAGACCGAUGAGGACAUGGCCGUGGUGUGGAGGCUCCUGCGGGAGGGCAACGUGAACAUCCAGGCCACACAGGGAGGCCGGACGGCGCUCAUGCUGGCGGUCGUCCACGGGCGCGGGGACAUGGUGCGCGCGCUGCUGCGCUGCCGGGCGGACGUCAACCUGCGGGACCACGCGGGCCGCACCGGCCUCAUGCUGGCCGUGCGCCGCGGCAGCGCGGGCCUGGUGCGGCUUCUCCUGGCCCAGCCGGCCUGCGACAGCAGCCUGGCCGACGAGGUGAGGCGGGCGCCCAGGCGCGGGCGGAACCGGGCGGGUGAGCCGGGCCGGGACACAGCCGCCUCGCCUCGCCUCCCCGCAGGCCGGCCGCACGGCCCUGUCCCUUGCGCUGCAGCCGCCGGCCCGCGCCGACAUCGCCGGCCUCCUGCGGGCCCACGCGGAGCGCGCCGGGGGCCGGGGCAGCGAGCAGCCGCAGCAGGACUGAGUGGUGGACGGCGGGCGACGGCGGCCCAGGACGCCCGGGGAGGAGCCGCAGCCCGGACGCUUCCGCCGUGUGGUCGCCGGAGGCUGCAGCCACUGCACCGGGUCCGGCCGAGGGCUUCGCGCGUUGCGCCCGGGCGUCCCCAGGGCCCGCUGGCCGGGACGGCAGGAGGCUCUCGGGCUCUUCCGGGCCGCGGGGAGGCGCGACCUGAGGCCCCACGCGAGGGGACGGCCCUGUCGGCGGAGACGGCGGAGGGCGGCUCCUCCCAGGCGCGCAAAAGGAAAGGCCGCGGGCCCGCCCUGGAAUCCUCCGUCCUCGAGCUCAGGCCCGGGACGUGCAGGAGCGGCCUCCUUCCCAGCAGCUGCGAGGCCCAGGAGCAGCCCGCGCCCCGAGGGAUCCGAAGUCUCCUCCCGGAGGCCGCACCCACAGCCCACGCCCCCCGCCGACCUCGGAGCGAGCGGAGUCCUCACCUAUGGCCGAGUCCUUCCCAGCCCCUCGCCCUCCACUUCCCACCCCGCGGCCGCUCCCUGGGCUCGCGUGCGUCCACGCCCUCGCUCGGUGAAAGCUUGCUGUCCGAGUGCGUGUUUGACCUGUGCAAAUGCACGUCUGCAGCCACUGCGCAUCAGCAUCCCUCCGGUAACGCGGGGCCCUGCUCCUCUGACACGGUUGUAGGGCGAGUGACGUUCUGGCUGAGCAUCGCAACCUGA
This is a messenger RNA of Heterocephalus glaber (naked mole-rat), 3853 nucleotides long. The record is from RefSeq and is a predicted model, not a curated record. NCBI's taxonomy places the organism in Eukaryota, Metazoa, Chordata, Mammalia, Rodentia, Bathyergidae.